Messenger RNA from Clarias gariepinus (North African catfish), 1956 nucleotides. RefSeq lists its product as uncharacterized. Bases 1 to 1956 code for a protein of 651 amino acids. NCBI's taxonomy places the organism in Eukaryota, Metazoa, Chordata, Actinopteri, Siluriformes, Clariidae. The record is from RefSeq and is a predicted model, not a curated record. The transcript has 10 exons.
AUGGAUACGUAUGACAACACCAUAUUGUCGGUAUUGCAGGCUGCCAAUAUUGAUGAGGAAGCUUUGAAAAGCUUUAGCCGGGAUGACCUGAAGGAUCUUUUUCCUGGCCCUGAAAAUUUCCUCAAAAGAAAGAAGCUUUGGGAUUUCAUCAGUCAAAAGUGUGAAAGUGUUACUGAUCAAGAUGCCAACACUUGUCAUCGAAGUGGGAGAAAAGCCUUUCCUAGUGAUGUGCCACAAUGUCAGCCUCAAACCUCCACUCCCAUUUCCUACACUGCUGAUAAAAUGAUGAAAAUGCCAGACCCACCAGAGUAUGUGGUGUACACAGAUUCAGAGCUGGAUAUGGUGCGCAGUCAGUACUUUGCAUUGCUCCGCAAUGGAAAGGAAAAGGACUGUAAGAUGUCAAAGGAGCUCUGUUGCAGACUUAUAAGGAACACCGUUACCAGCAUGGUUGCAAUCCUCCGAGCUAGUCCCAUGGGGAAAGAAGUAAAUUACCCCUCCAAACUUGAAAUGAGAGCAAUGUCACAGAAGAUUGUUGAGUAUUACCCUAUGUUACGUGAUGCUGAUGCAUACAUGCCAUACCUGACCAUCUACACCAAACUGUACAAGCGACUGCAAAACAUGAGGUCUCCAAGGAAGAGGCAGGGUUCCAUGCCACAACGAGGCAAAGCCAAGAAGACUCUUUUCAGCUCAGAUGACACAGACAUUGGGACAGACGGUGACCUAAGCGGUGAAACAAGUGAUGGUACCAUAAUUCUUGAGAGCAAUGAUGACAUCAGUGAGGACAAUUCGAGUGCAGAGAAAUCACCCCUAUUGCAGUUACCCCCCAGUGUGUCAACAAAGCCAAGCAGUACCACCCUGGCUUCACUGACAUCAUCCAAGUCAGCUCGAUGCUCCACACCCAGGACUGUUACAGCUCCACCUCCUCCAACUGCACCCCCAGAGGAUGUUGUUGAUCAUGACAGUCUGAAGAUGCAGGCAAGGCACUACAAAACCUUGAGCAACAUGUACAAGAAGUCCAAUGCAAAACCCAACCAAAGCGAUGUUGCUCAGAUUUUGGACCUUGAAUUUGAGGCCAGGCGAGCUUUCAUUAAUUCAGAUGUUACAAGGGAAGAAGACCGACCCACAAAAGUCUUUGAGGCAUACCCAUGCUUCAAAGACAUUCAAAAUGUUAUGGGUGAACUGUGUCGCAUUGUUGGUGGCUCCAACCGCAAAUUUAUAGAGGAAAUGAAGGGUAGAUGGGCAGAGUUUUGUUCUAAGGUGCAGUUCUAUGGUGUGUGGAAGAAAAUCUUGAAACCUCCUCUUCCCUUGGAUGUGCAUGGAGUGGAAUUCACUAUUGCCCUCUUCGAUGCUCUUCCAUCACUUUUUCCUUCCCCAACUACACCACCAAAGCGGCUGGGAAAUGCCAGUGAGGCUCUCCUUCAUAUCCUUAAGCCCGGUGAAGAUGCUAUGUUAUACCUGCAGAAGCGGCCCCUCUCCUCCCCGGUGCUGCUUUUUGAUGGAACAUCCACCAUUGUUGCUGUGGGAAACGUACCAGUGAGCACUCUUCCAUUGGAGGAAUUUUGGGAAGGAAUGUUGGUGUUAAUGGCAUAUUACUACACUUUGCACUUAACAUACCCAAAAUGUGUUGCAACGCUCCUCUCUGUCAUACAAACUGAGGUUAUCUGUGAUACCAUCCAUAAUCAAGAUGCCACUAGCACAUAUAAAAGAGCAAUAGCUGAAUGGAACUGUCCGGUAGCUCUCUCACAAGAGAGCGGCGCGCUCCGGGUACUGGAAGACCUCCGGACCGAUGAGCGGAAGAACUGGGCAAAGCUGCGGGAGUCGCUUCACUUCCGGUUCAGCGCGGGUGACCAUAAGGAGGCAGCGUGCGAGAAGCUGGCGGUCUGCCGGGGCUACCUGGAAUUCGAGCACAACAAGCGGGAAGAGCUAGCCCGGCGCUCAUUUGUUUGGGGACUCUGA